Acanthosepion pharaonis is the source of this 1176-nucleotide messenger RNA. The record is from the annotation of a GenBank genome assembly. Lineage: Eukaryota; Metazoa; Mollusca; Cephalopoda; Sepiida; Sepiidae.
AUGCAUUUUAAAAACGUUUUCUGUUUUGUACCCGGUUAUUUUUCUUUGUUUUCGGUUAUUUUUCUUUGUUUUCGGUUAUUUUUCUUUGUGUCAUUUUUCUUUGCUCCCGGUUAUUUUCUUUGUUUCUGGCCAUUCGUUUCCUUUUUUCUUCCUUUUCAAAUCAAAUCUGACCUUUUUUCCUUGAUUAGUGAAUAUUAUAAAUUCCAUUUGUUACAAUCCAUUUUUCUCUCACAAAUUUUUUUGUACACAGCCUUCCUUUUCUCUUUCUUUACAUUGUUUUUUUGUUUUCUUUUUUGUUUUCUUUUGUUUGUUUUCUUUCCUUCUUUUUUCUUCAUUUUUUCUUUGUUUUCUUUCAUUUCUUUUCCUUUUUCUUCGUUUUUCCUUUAUUUUAUUUUCUUCUUUUCUUUUCUCCGUUUUUUCUUUUCUUCAUUUUUAUUUUCUUUUCUUUUUUCUUCGUUUUUUCGUUUUCUUUUCUUCUUUUCUUUUCUUUUUUCUUUUUCCUUUUCUUUUCUUCGUUUUCUUCUUGUUAUUAUUUUCUUUCUUUCUUUCAUUCGUUCUUUCUUUAUUCUCCACCCGAUCAAUCUUUUUCUUACUACAUCCAUUCCAUUAAUAUCCUUCCUUCCUUCUUUCCUUCCUUCCUUCUUUCUUUCCUUUAUUUCUUUCUUUCUUUCUUCUCAAUCACUUUCUCAUUAUUUCCACUCUCUUAAUUCUUGUUUGUCAGUUUCUUUCUUUCUUCUCAAUUACUUUCUCAAUAUAUCCAUUCUCUUAAUAUUCUUUCUUUCUUUCUUUCUUUCUUUCUUUCUUUCUUUCUUUCUUUCUUUCCCUUCUCUAAAUAUUUUUCUUUCUUUCUUUCUUUUUCCGUCUAUACUCUUCAUUCUUUCUUAUUCUUUUAUUCCUUUUCUCCUUUACUUCUUUUUUAUUGCAUUCUCUUCUCCCUUCUUUUCUUCUUAUUUUUGCAUUUGUCUGUUAAUUAAACGUUUCCUUUUCAUUAAACUCGCUCUUUUUCUUUACGUUCUUUCCUUUUGUUUCCUCUUCUUCCAUGAUCUGUUAUCCUCUUCUUUAUCAAUUUCUUCCUUGUUCUGUUCACCUCUCUCUUUAACAAGUUCUUCUUCUCUUUGCGUUCGCAUUUGCCUUUCAGCUUGCAAUUCGUACGUUAUCUUACCGUUUUCUUUAUAA